Messenger RNA from Ornithodoros turicata, 1732 nucleotides. RefSeq names its product arginine kinase-like. The coding region runs from base 97 to 1686 and encodes 529 amino acids. Lineage: Eukaryota; Metazoa; Arthropoda; Arachnida; Ixodida; Argasidae. The transcript has 7 exons. The record is from RefSeq and is a predicted model, not a curated record. Gene Ontology annotation, biological process: phosphocreatine biosynthetic process. Gene Ontology annotation, molecular function: creatine kinase activity.
GGGUUACGUGCACGGCGCGUGUUGCGAGACAGUGUUGUAGCUUCGAGCAGCCUUUUUGAGAUCCGUCGGUCUUCGUCCCCUGACGUCCAGCCCGUCAUGAGCUCAUCACGUGUUCGGGUGGACGUGCAGUCGACGACGAGGGUCUGCGUUUCUCCCGCAGGAAGCUCGACUUCUCCCCCACCCGCUGCCUAUCCCGCACCCAUUCCUGCACCCAUUCCUGCACCCCCUCCAUUGGAAUACCAGAGCGUAGAGUGCCAUUACGCAAGUCCUGGGCCCGCCGAUAUCCGUCGCUAUUCAUCUCGGGAAGUACGGCGUGGUGGUCGGGACUUGCCCUAUAGGGAACCUCCGCGAAGAGGCUACUCGCGGGAGACUUACGACCGAGACGAUAGUUCCCGUCGAAGGGAUGACUACGACUACGAAGACGACUAUGACCGACGGCCUCGCGAGGACCGACGGCCUCGAAAGCCCAGGUCUCGUGAACGAGACGAGAGUCCACCACGACACAGGCACCACCCUAAGCAUCACGAUGCACGGGACGUCGAGAGGUCCUACAAAAUUUACAUAACCAGGUCUCAAACCAAAGUUCCCUCUGCACCGAGCAUAUCGAGCAAAAGCAUGGUGGAUCAGGCUACACUCGACAAGCUGGAAGCUGGCUUCAAGAAGCUUCAGGACUCCAAGGAGUGUCAUUCCUUGCUGAAGAAGUACCUGACCCGUGAUGUUUUCGACAGACUCAAGACCAGGAAGACUGCCAUGGGGGCAACCCUACUGGACGUCGUUCAGUCUGGUAUGGAGAACUUGGACAGUGGCGUGGGACUGUACGCACCGGACGCAGAGUCGUACACUCUCUUUGCUGACCUUUUCAACCCCGUGAUCGAAGACUACCACGGAGGCUUCAAGGCAACCGAUCGUCACCCUCCCACAGAUUUCGGUGACGUGAACACUCUGCACGACCUCGACCCUGAGAACAAGUACGUAAUUUCCACUCGAGUGCGAUGCGGUCGCUCCCUCCAGGGCUAUCCGUUCAAUCCUUGCCUAACUGAAGCUCAGUACAAGGAAAUGGAAGAGAAGGUUCGGAGUACACUCAGCUCACUACAAGGAGAGCUCAAGGGAACUUACUACCCUCUCACGGGCAUGGACAAGAAAACUCAGCAGCAGCUGAUUGACGACCACUUCCUCUUCAAGGAGGGAGAUCGUUUCCUGCAGGCUGCUAAUGCCUGCCGUUUCUGGCCUACGGGUAGAGGAAUCUACCACAACGACGCUAAGACUUUUCUGGUCUGGUGCAACGAGGAAGACCAUUUGCGCAUUAUUUCCAUGCAGAAGGGCGGCGACCUCAAGACUAUCUACUCUCGCAUGGUGAACGCAGUGAAGCAGAUCGAACAGAAGUUGCCUUUCUCCCGGGAUGACCGUUUGGGUUACCUUACUUUCUGCCCUACAAACCUGGGAACCACAAUCCGCGCUAGCGUCCACAUCAAAGUCCCUAAGCUGGCUGCUGACCUCAAGAAACUUGAAGGAAUUGCAGCCAAGUACAACCUCCAAGUGCGAGGCACCCGAGGUGAGCACACUGAGAGUGAAGGCGGAGUUUACGAUAUCUCGAACAAGCGUCGUCUGGGACUCACUGAGUACCAGGCGGUACGUGAAAUGCACGAUGGUAUCUUGGAGCUCAUCAAGAUGGAGGCAGCUGCCUAAAACCCUCGCAACAUAGCCUAAUAAAAUUCUUUUAGAAUUCCCUGCA